Python bivittatus (Burmese python) is the source of this 5423-nucleotide messenger RNA. The record is from RefSeq and is a predicted model, not a curated record. Lineage: Eukaryota; Metazoa; Chordata; Lepidosauria; Squamata; Pythonidae.
AUGCUUCCUGCUAGCUUCGGAGGCUACCACCUGGCCAUGAAGCGUGUUGUCUACCAUUACUCAACUGAAGGGGGAAAAAAAAGGAAAUAUGAUUCCCCUUUUUACUAUCCGCCUGUAAUUAAUUUCAGGCUCCCUUUUCUCUUGCUUUUAACUCCUCUUGCAGACUUCUUCUGUAACUGCAGCUCUAUUGGAAGCACAAGUCUGAGCGAGUGCAACGCCACGGGUCACUGUCAAUGCCACCCAGGUUACGUGGGCCCCUCGUGUGACAGAUGCGAAGAAGGCUAUUAUCUCAGUCAACCCCACAAACAUUGCCUUGCUUGUGGGUGUCAUCCUGAGGACUCCAUCUCUUCGUCCUGCGACAACCUUGGACGAUGUCAGUGCCAAGCUGGAGCCACGGGGACCAAAUGUGCCCAGUGUCGGGACGGAUUCUCCAAGUUCAACGGAACAGUCUGCCAGCCCUGCCAGUGCAAUAACCAUUCUCUGCAGUGUGAUCCUUUGACAGGUGCUUGCCUAAAUUGUCAAGGAAACACAGAAGGCACUUACUGUGAGAAAUGCAAAGGACAAUUUUAUCGAAACAACUCCCAGCCGUACCAGUGUUUCCGCUGCCCGUGCUCCACUGAAUUUUCCAGCGGCGACUGUCAAAUAAAGCCUGGUCAGCAGACACCAACCUGUGACAAGUGCCGACCCGGCUACGUUGGCACUCUCUGUAACCAAUGUGACGAUGGCUACUAUAGCUCUGACAGCGUCUGCGUCAAAUGCCAAUGCAAUGGGAACGUGGACCCAGCCCGUUCACCAAGAGUCUGCAGGGCAGAUACAGGGGAAUGCAUUGGCUGUCUCUACCACACAGCAGGGUUUCAUUGCGAGAACUGUCAAGAAGGAUAUGUCAAACUUUUGGAAGGAGGAAACUGCACCAAGGAAGAAUAUAUUCCAACCCCAAGGCUCAUCCCUUCAGCUCCAAACAUUAAUGUCUCAACCGCUUCGCCCACGAUGGCCUUCAACAGCACGUCGGUACAGACAACAGUAGAGACGGCCUUUCCAGGUACAUCCUCUGAUAACAGCACAUCAUCUUUUGCGGAUGUCUCAUGGGCCCAGUUCAACAUCAUCAUUCUCACCGUGAUCAUCAUCCUGGUGGUUCUACUGAUGGGCUUCGUAGGGGCCGUCUACAUGUACCGUGAAUAUCAGAACCGGAAGCUGAACGCUCCCUUUUGGACCAUUGAACUUAAGGAGGACAACAUUAGCUUCAGCAGCUACCACGAUAGCAUCCCCAACGCAGAUAUCUCCGGCUUGUUAGAAGAUGAUGGAAACGAGGUGGCCCCCAACGGUCAGCUGACUCUGGCAACUCCAAUGCAUAACUACAAAGCAUGACAAAUCCAGGGAGGAACUGACUGCAAACUUUCUAACUUGAACAGAUCAGUGCAGGGCCUUUGGGGAGAGUAUUGAAUGAUUCCUGUGUUUCAGAUAUGAGGAACUACAGUAGAGACCUUUCCUAGCUUGGCCCAGCUUUGUGUCCAUGUUCAAAAAGACGAGCAUCAGACAAUGACCGUAACAGAGGCGAGUCACAUAAAAUGAUGGAUUGGAUUCAGCUCACCGUUUCUGAUGCCCCAGUGGAGAGUCACUUGUAUUUUUUUAAAAAAAGCAAUUGCUUUGAAUAUAUAUUUUUGUAUGGAACAAUGGAGAAGUAACUAAGAAAUCAUCUCAUUGCUACUCAGAAAACCUAGGCUGACACUGGAACUGAAUUUUUAAGCUCUCGUCGGAAAAGCGAUCGAUGAUACAGGACGAAAUGGUAAGAAUGGAUCUUUGGUUUUGGAAAAGAAGAAUAAAAAUGUUUCUCGUUCUGAGUUUUGCUAUUUAAAACGAUUCAUGCAUUGGCUGAAGAUACAGACUAAGGGCAACCAAAGCUUUUCGUAACACCUUCAUUCUCCUCUCUUUGUUUUUGACAAAUGGCUCCAGGUUCCUCUUUCCGUCUUUUUGUGAACGUUUCCUUCCACGCUAGUGACACUAUUUAAAACUUAGAAACUGCUUUUUAUUUUCCUGCUUCCUUGAACCUGGAUUCCUUCCCCUCUAGGAAGCAUGACAGAUGUUGUAAGGUAUCUUUCAGGAGACUCCUAUUCAGAGCAGAAAUGUAAGCAAAGAUUCCUUCGCGCUGUAUUGUAACUAUUUGUACAAAAAGUUCAAGUGUCGAAUUUUAACUGUUAAGAUUUUUAUCUGUACAGGGGUUCACGGCAUUGUAAAAACAAGGCCAAACCAAAUCAAACCCAAACUAAGAAAUGGGAGGAAAAGCAAGUAUUGUAUUAAAGUGCUGUAAAUUUAGAGGGCGAUAACUGGAGCUGGGUCUCCACCAGAAAAAAAAAAAAAAAAAAAAAAAAAGAUUUGUUGCUAGUUUCUCCUCUUCUAAUAAUACAAAUCUUUUGUAUCUUAAGUGUAAGCUUUUCCUGCUUGUUAUUUCAAGUAUCUACAGGUUUCCUUGCCCCCUAACAAAUCCUUCCAAAAGUUUUGUGGGUUUUUUUUUUGGUAAGUAUGUGGGUUACUGGGAUAGAUUUGUUAAUAGGACUAUUCCCUUGGAUACAAAGAGAAAUGGAAGGAAAGUAUAGAUUUCUCUGGCACUGACUGUAGAAUCUGGACUAAAUUUGGAAGCCCAUCCUCUUGCUGACUAUAUAUCUUAGUUGGGAGUAGAAACUUCUUUGCUGCAUAAAAACCCACUAAUCAAACAACACACCUUAAAAUAGGAAUCAUCAUCAUCAUCAUCAUCAUCAUCAGCCAGGAGGGGGGCAUCUGGCUUUCCCCUAUCAGUUCAGAUACUGAUAUUGGUCACUGCACUUGUCAUCUGCCAUUUACUGGGUCGUAACUUAGAGCUGGCUUGGAUUUCUAGCAGUUUCUUGCCUUAAAAAAAAUUAAAAAUCAGGGCACCCUCUUUCAAGCGUUCCUUGUUCCGCUAUAGGCAUCUCAUAGGCACUACAUCUUCCUGGCCUGAAACUCUAGAGCAGGACGUCCUUAUGAUUACGGUUGGAACAUCUGUAGAACUUAGGCUAGAAAAGUAUACAGGGAUUGCUAUUAGAAAGGGUGAUAUUAGGGACUUCCUGCUGAACAGCCUCACGACUGUAGCCCUCGCCAGAUGUGGCUCUGUUCUGAUUGGUUCCUUUCAGUAUUUUAUCCGUAGGCCACCCAGGAUCAAAAGGCUAUUAGCCAAAACCCACUUCUCCGAAAGGUUGCUGCAUCUCUCCAAAUAACUGCACUCACGCAUUAUCUUGAGCUGUAGUCUGACCAUCUCACAGGGUUGGAAAGGGGCUUACAACGUCCCAGAAAUUCACACCAGCUAAAACACCCGCCCGUAUUUAAUGUCCUUUGUUGAAAGGUUUUUAAUAGCUGUUGCUUUGUACCGCUUCCUCCUGGAGCUAGACGUCCUGAGCGGAUUCACAUAUCGGAGUUGGGUAACCACAUUUGCUCCAUGUACACGUCUUAACUUUUCAUUAGGCUUCAGGGGUGGAAGAAAUACAGAACCAUCCUUCCUCAAGGGCUCGGAGAGGGAAAUGGUGUGAAAUUGCGCACAGCACAGCAUAACACUUAUUUGACAAAGGAAAAGCAACUUUGGCAGGCACAUUGUAGGCUGCCUAAGUGAAAUUUGAUACUUGGAAAGUGAAUAUUAGCAGGAGAGCUAUCCAGGAUCAAAGUUGGCCAGAUUUCAGUUGAUUGAGCAGGAAAAAAUAAAAUAAAAAAACAAUAACAAAACUGAACAAAAAUAAAACCGUAUUCUUGGGCCCUAAUUUUUUGAAUAGUAGACCAGAGGAAGAAAUACGUUCUUAGCACUUUGAGGCUUGCAGAGUUGCCAAGAUAAAUUCUUUCUGAAGAGGGUGACACUGCCCAAGUGGGACGAUUUAUACCGAAGAGUAUUUUUGUCCUGCAGUUUCAGCGUCUGCUGAGCUGAACCCGGAUUCCCGUUUACAGCAUUUUUUGCUUUUAAAGUCAGAGGCUACCAUCAGUCAAAUGUUGAGCAUUAUGCCAUAGGCAUGUCAUAUUUACUUUCCACUGUAAAAAUGGCCUCAUUUUUUUUUGUCCUGAUGGCUUUGCUAGGUCACCCCGGCUCCAUGUGGCCAUCCCAGACCUGAGACAACUCUUCCUAUCGCACGCGGGUGCCACCUCUUCCAAAUUUAGGUUUAUGGGGUUGGGUGGUCAAAAUUGUAUCAAAAUCCUUACUUUUUUGCUAAAGGAGGGCGAGGCAGUUUUUGCAGGUCGUGGCUGCUGAGCGCUGUCAUUUAGGAGGAUUUUGAAGAAGAAAGGUCUCCAUCGUGUAUUGAAGCCCCCAAGCUAUCCUCAGCUGCAACUGAGAUAAGAACAUAUGUUUACUGGAUGUAAUGUUUGAUUUAGCCCCAGGAAAGGCAAGGUGAAAAACUCCUUUCUUCAAAAGAGUUCAACAGUUCUCCUAAAGCAGCCGACAAGCUUGCAAGCGUGGCCUUUUGAAAGCAUCGAAACGGUGCACAGGGCUUUAUAAGUUUGACACUCUAAGUAGUCUUGAAUGAGUCUUGCGCAGAGAAGUCAUGAACGCAUUUAGCCACAUGGGAUCGAAGGGUCAAAGAACAGGUGAUGCCUCCGCAGAGUAAAAAUUGUCACAGUUCCUUAAAAGAGCUCCUGGAAGAUUAAAUCACUUCGAUUUGGAGCAAAGAGGUGUCCCUGAGGGGCUGCUAGGUAUACAUUCAAGGAAAUGUACAUGAAGUAGAAACAGAUAGGUAAGCUAUGAUUUAAACCACAUCAGUGAGAGUGGUGAGUCAUUUCAAUCCCCGACCUUCUAGUCUGAACAAAGGUGACCUCCAUACCAGUGUUGAGCAGUUAGCCUUUACAAAAAAAAUAUUGUUCAAAAGGUGAUUUUUAUGAUUCUGAGAAAUGGGCCAGUUAAGGCAUGAUCCAGUGACUCUGUUCCGCGGCCACCUGGGAAAUACUUGUGUCCAAACAUAAAAUAGAGAGGGUGUGCGUGUGUGUGAGUGUGUUGUGUGUGUGUGUUUUAAACUUUAAUGAAGUACCAUAGCUAGAAAUAAUUGCAUGAAGUUUAACUGUAGAGAGAUGGCAUGAAUUGUAUAAUGAAAUAGGUACCGUGUUAGACCAGGCAAAAUAAUAUGUUUAAAUUUAUGAAGCAAGUAUGAUAAUUUUAGCAUGAUUUGCAAGCCCUUUUGACUCUUAAGUAUAUGCAAAAUAUAGCAUACAUCCAGCAAACAUAAUCCAACUGAAAGAAGAUUGAAGCCUGAAAUAGGUAUCUGUUAAAUGCAGCGCUCUAAACUUCUGGUCGCCUCCAACAUUUAUGCCUCUGAUUCUUGGAAUUAAGAUUUGGACUUACAAUCUGAAUACAAGUUGUAUGCGUUCUAACAUGACAUGUCAACUAUAUUUUAGGGCCUCUUAUCCUAAGCAUAUGUUAAGCUUAUGAAAUGCAUUUAUUU